This is a messenger RNA of Hipposideros armiger (great roundleaf bat), 2037 nucleotides long. RefSeq names its product BLOC-1 related complex subunit 7 (gene BORCS7). Lineage: Eukaryota; Metazoa; Chordata; Mammalia; Chiroptera; Hipposideridae. The record is from RefSeq and is a predicted model, not a curated record. Gene Ontology annotation, cellular component: BORC complex. The transcript has 5 exons. Bases 345 to 662 code for a protein of 105 amino acids.
CAGACUAAUGACACACAGAACCAUGUGGAUGACUCUCAAAAUCAUGCUGAGAGAAAGAAGGCACACACGAGAAAGUAUUUCCUGUAUGAUUCCAUUUAUAUAACAUUCUAGAAAUGCAAAUUAGUCUAUAGUGCAAGAAAGCAGGUUAGUUGUCGUCUGGUGAGGGGCAGAUGGACUGCAAAGGGGCAUGUGGAAGAUCUGGGAAUUUAAUUUAGCCAAGAUGAACCUCCGCAGGCGCUUGAGUCCCUCUUUUCAACUCUUUUUUUCCCCCCCUUUCGCUUUGCAGGCCUUUUGGCUCCGGUGGCUCUCCGUCGCUCGUGCGGAGGCGUUCACUAGUUGAAGAGAUGGCGACUGGAACGCCGGAGACGCAAGCGCGAUUCGGUCAGUCCGUGAAGGGGCUUCUCACGGAGAAAGUGAACACCUGCGGUACUGACGUGAUCGCGCUCACUAAGCAGGUGCUGAAGGGCUCCCGGAGCUCUGAGCUGCUAGGUCAGGCAGCUCGAAACAUGGUACUACAGGAAGAUGCCAUCUUGCACUCAGAAGAUAGUUUAAGGAAAAUGGCAAUAAUAACAACACAUCUUCAAUACCAGCAAGAAGCUAUUCAGAAAAAUGUUGAGCAGUCAUCUGAUCUACAGGACCAGUUGAAUCAUCUGUUGAAAUAGAACAGCUUAUAAGAAGGCUUUGCCUGAUGCUGUAGAGGAAACAUCUUACACAACCAUUUGUGCUGUGGGUUUGAUUUUCCAUUUUCUUCUCCAAAAGUUAAGGUAGAAAAGAUUUGUAACGAUGUAUACUUUCUCCUGAAAAGAAGCUAGGUGGUUGAAUUUUGGAAGCACUUCUUGAAUCAGACUAACCCAUGCUCUUAUUGGAUUUUUAAAUUGCUGUAUUUUUUUUAAGUUGCUCUCUUAGUUUGAUAUUAAAGCAGGAUUAAAAGAUGUCUUCCCAUAAAACUUUAAUGGCAAAAGCCAUAUUGUUUAAAUGUGAUUCUUAAGCAAAUACUGAGUAGUGUUUUUCAAUUCAGAAAUCGAGUUUGUAUUGUGAACAUAUAUGAAUGACUAAUACUGUUUUUAAAGAACUUUUAAUCAUACAUUCAGGAAAUAUUUUAAUUUCAUGGUUACAGAAUGGUGAUAGGCAAUACCUGUUGUUUUCUUUUCUAGUAACUCAGAGGAGAUACUUAUUUUAUUUGUUGUAGCAAAUUCCUAACUGAAAAUUAGGCAAAUUAUAUCAUAUCUGGCCAGCUGCAAACUCUUGCCUUGACCUGCAUUCCUAGGAUUUCUUUGUUGUUUAAAAUUCCUGAUUAAGUGGCCUUGGGUUCAUAACUUAAUUUUGCUAGUAAUCAGCAAAUUCACUUGUAUAACAUUAUUGCCAAAUACGGAGGCAGUUGAAUUCCUGUGAGUGAUUGCGGUGUAGGGUUGUGCCACGGGGAAAACCUUACGUUUGUAGACAUUUACCGAUGUUCAUUGAAUUCAUCUUGUUAAAUGGCGUUACCAUUGUCUGUAGUCUUAUCUCAAUGUCUUUACUUUGUUUGAGUUUUAAAUGGGACUCUUUUCUUGUUCCAGUUCAGUUCUUCAUUUACUAAGGGUUUGGGGGAAAGCUCACAUAAGAAAAUGAUGUUUUUACUAAAAGAAAAAACAAAUAAGAGCCCAAUUUAAUCCAUAUUAUAUGUCAUCAAGUUGACUAAUCUUAUACAUUGCAUUUACCCCUCAUUGUACAUAUACUCAUUAACUUAAGGGAAAAAAAUGGUAUAACGGAAUUUGCUUAUGCAUUUAUUCUAUAAACAUUUAUUGCAAUUAUCAAAUGUAAACAGGCUCAGUUUACCUUAGAAGGAAAGGUUGCAAACUUACUGCAAAUGUCAUAUUAAAAGUAAAACAUUUGAAGCAUUAUCUAAGGGUGUUACUAUCACUGUUUCUAUUCAACAUUUUGCUGGUGGCCAUGACUAGAGCAGAAAUUAAAAAUAAGUAUAGUUGUUAGAAAUGAAGAGACAAAAUUAUUAUUAUCAUAUGAUAGGAUUAUCUACUUAGAAAAUCCGAGGACUAAUUU